GCGGGGCUUGCGGCGCGACCUGCCUGCUCUGCGCUGAUAGAGCUGGAGCCUGGCGGUGCCAGCUGACGUGAGAGGAUCUGUCUCAGAGCGGAGCGGGACCCGCAGCUGGAGGUUCCGUUAGAGUUCUGAGGACCGGCUCGGUUUUGCGGUUUGUUCUUCAGCCUGCUGGUGAGUACAGCGCACGCGCUCCGUGGAUCGAUCUGGUGUUGAUGAGGAUGACCCUUUCAAAAUAAAAGUCUGAGGGUCUUUGAACCUCCAGCUUCAGAGCGUCUGAAACUUGAACUCUGGAACAAACUGAUGCUGAGAUAGGCCCCGCCCACUACCUUCAUUUCUCUGACCUCCUGGUAUUUUGGGGGUGUCUCUUCUGACCCCAGGAGCUCCUCCCACUGUGUCACCAUUAGUGGUGCUGGUGGAUCUCAAAGAUGCUGCUCUCUGCCGGCGGCGAACGACCUAAAGAUGAAGAAGAGGAGGAGACAACCGCUCUUCCUCUCAAGGACUCCGACCAAUCAGAGGCCUCCGUUCCUCCCCAAGGUCACGAUGUCAGCUCAGACUCCGGGGAUGAAAUGGGCAUCAACCUCUCGGAGUUAAACAGCGAGAUAUUACCAUGGCAACGCAGCCAGGAGGAGGAGCACGAUGAGGAGGAGAUAGAGGCGGUGGCGGCGUCGCCUGACGGACGCUUCCUGAAGUUCAACAUCGAGAUCGGCCGAGGCUCCUUCAAGACCGUCUACAAGGGACUGGACACCGAGACCACGGUGGAGGUGGCCUGGUGCGAGCUGCAGACCCACCGGCUGAGCAGAGCCGAGCGUCAGCGUUUCAGCGAGGAGGUGGAGAUGCUGAAAGGGCUGCAGCACCCCAACAUCGUCCGCUUCUUCGACUCCUGGAAGUCCUCGCUGAAGGGCCACAAGUGCACCAUCCUGGUGACGGAGCUCAUGACGUCCGGAACCCUGAAGAUGUACUUGCGGCGGUUCCGUCCGAUGAAGCUGAAGCUGCUGCAGCGCUGGAGCCUGCAGGUCCUGCGGGGGCUUCACUUCCUGCACUCACGAUCCCCCCCCAUCAUACACCGCGACCUCAAAUGCGACAACAUCUUCAUCACCGGCCCCACCGCCUCCGUCAAGAUCGGAGAUCUGGGCCUGGCAACGCUGAAGAAGGCCUCGUUCGCCAAGAGUGUAAUCGGAACCCCAGAGUUCAUGGCUCCAGAGAUGUAUGAGGAGAAGUACGACGAGGCCGUGGACGUCUAUGCCUUCGGCAUGUGCAUGCUGGAGAUGGCCACCUCCGAGUAUCCGUACUACGAAUGCCACAACGCUGCCCAGAUCUACCGCAAGGUCACCAAAGGGAUCAAACCGGACAGCUUCUUCAAAGUGGAAGUCCCAGAGCUGAAAGAGAUCAUCGAGGGCUGCAUUCGGACCCGGAGCAGUGAAAGGUUCAGCGUCCAGGAGCUGCUGGAGCAUCGCUUCUUCCAGGAGGAGACCGGCGUCCAUGUGGAGCUGGCGGAGGAGGACGAUGGCUCCAAGGCGGCGCUGAAGUUUUGGCUCCGGAUGGACGACAAAGAGAAGCUCCGGGGGAAGUACAAAGACAACGACGCCAUCGAGUUCUUGUUCGAGCUCUACAAGGACGUUCCAGAGGAGGUCGCCCAAGAGAUGGUCAUUCUGGGAUUUGUGUACAAAGCAGACUACAAGGUGAUCGCCAAAGCCAUUCGGGAUCGUGUGACCGCCAUAAAGCGCCAGCGGGACAGACAGCGCUUCCUGCUGGAGGAGGGAGGUAACAGUCAGAGGGAAACUGCCAAUGAGGAAGCUCUUCAACAAGCUGAGCCGUCCAAUCAGACGCCUCCAGUUUCUACAGAGCUCUCCACUGACAGGGGAGCGGCCAAUCAGGACUUGGCAGCAUCGACACAAGCCCCGCCCCUGACCACAGUCCCACCGAGCAGCAGCCCGGUGGAUUCUGGGAUCAGCACCAUCUCCAGCAGAGCAGAGGGGGACACCGAUGAGGACGAGGACACCACGAGCAGUCUGGCCCCCAACCCCCCGGCUGUCGUACCUCAGGAAGCCCUACAGGAGGUUUCUUCUGCUGGCACCCGGACAACUUCUAAAGCUCCACCCUUUCCUGUGCUGCGCUUCCCUAAAAGCAUUGCUGUGUCCCAGGUGGCAGUGAAGCCCCCCCCUGAGUCGUCCUGUGGUUUCUCCUCACCUGUCGACAGCUGCUCGUCUGACUUCACCUCCGGCCUGAGUGAUGGCAACGAGGGCCAAUCGGAAAAGAGCAGGCAGGAGGCGACAAUGAGAGAAGCCACCAAACAGUUUAGGAGGAGAGCCAGAGCUCGUCUGCGAAUCAUCGGGGUUUCUGACAAGGUGGACCGGGUGGUGGAGUGUCAGCUACAGACCCACAACAAUAAGAUGGUGACAUUUAAGUUUGACCUGGACGGAGACAAUCCAGAGGACAUCGCAUCUGUGAUGAUUCACAGAGAUUUCAUCUUACCGUUUGAGCGAGAAGGGUUCAUCCUCCGCAUGUAUGACAUCAUCCAGAGGGCGGAGUCUAUGAUGCAUCAGCAUCAUCCCGCAGUCCUGGACCAGCCUUCUCACCUGAUGACCUCUGCUCCGCAGACAAAGUCAGCUGCAACAAACCUGCCCCGGACUUUGUCUUCCUCAUCCUUACCUGACAUCGAUGAAAGCGAGACGACCCCCUCUAAGGCCAUCGACUUUAGCAUUGACCCGGACGCUGUUCCCGCCGUGAGGCCGCUGAGGUCGCAGUCCUUCCAGCCUUCAUCAGCGUCACAGUUCCGUCCCCCCCCUGGUUGGAGCAGCUCCGUCCUCUCAGGGUUCAGAGAUCUUCCGUCUUCCUCGCCGGGCCAGCGUCACCAAUCACAGAGGAGAGUUCUCUGACUCCUCCUCCUCAGCAUCCCCUCCACCCCCAUCAGCAUCAUACUCCAAAGUGUCCCCCCCAGUGUCCCCACCGCGCUCAAUCUCGCCCAUGUUGAAAGCGGAGAAACCCGCCUUCACUGUGGGACGCUUCCAGGUGACGCCCUCCUCGCCCGCUUCCGCCCUCAGCCCUCAUCAGCCACACCCUUUUAGUCAAGCCGUACCCAACGCUCACUCCCCCCCUCCCACUCAGAAGAACCAAUCAGAGAGCAGCUCAGGAAGCAGUUCAGAAGAAGACAGCCAAUCAGAAAGCAGCAACCACACAGUCAUCAGUUCGACCCAUGGUUACCAUGACAACCCCACGAGUCUAGACGGGAGACGGAUGAGCAGCCUGAAGCUGGGAGUAACCAUGUGGGAGGGGCCAGCCAACAGCCAAUCACGAAGCCGUUCCGCCACCUACAGCUCUGAUGAAUCUGAGGGCGAAGAGAUGUGGGAGGAGCUACUGGAGCUUCGUGAAAGACACCUGGUGGAGGUCCAGAAUCUGCAGAUGAGUCAAAAGCAGGAAAUGGAGGAGCUGUACCGACGUAAAGGUAAAGCUCCGCCUCCAGGGAUCGUCCCUCCAGCUGCCAUGUUGAACCACCGCCAGCGCCGCCUCUCCAAAUCCGGAAACUUCCCUCCGCCGCGCCGCAGCAGCCUCCAAAGACUGGAUCUGCUGCCCCCUACAGGUAUCAUGAGGAAAAGCUCGGUCAGCGGCAGCAGCAGCGGAUCCCAGGACAGAAUCCUGAAAGGAGUUACCUUCGCUCCGGGACACAGCUGCAUGUGACCGGAGGUCCUGAGGAGAAGAUGAUUCUCCGUUCAGAUGAAGGUCAUGACCUGAGAGCGGCGUCUCUGUGACAACUUCCUGUCAGGAACUUCUGUGAAGCGGCAGAACGUGGAAACCAGACUCUGAUCAAAUCUGCGGCUCGGCCUUUGAUGACGUCCUCCUGUGACGGUGGCGCCACCCUCAGGCUGCAAGUGGAGGCGUGGUCUGAGCCAGCAGAGUGUAGGCGCCGCAGACAACAGAUGUUAAGCGGCUCCACGUCAGAAGAGAAGCUGAGAUGAGCGACUUUCACUCGGGGCUCCACACUGGCGUGGGGGCGGGGCAAAAGGAGGAGCGUCCGGCUCCUCUGAGCUGAUGCUGAGGAGGAUGAAGGCUCCUGAGGGACGACCAGAACCGGUCCCCGAGUCCUGGAUGUUUGUUUUCAAAACAAUCGUGUCACUGCGAGAUUCUUCCCGACGUUCCAGAGGGAUGUUGAUGAUAGAAGCAGUGGUCACUAUGGAAACCAUCACAAGAAACUCCUCCUCUCUUCUGCUGAAGGGGGGGGGGGUCUCCCUUCACGGACUUUGAUGUCAGGACUUCAAACUAUCAUAGAACCCAUCCUGGUUUCCAAGCGGAUCCUUCAGAACCCAGAACCAGUUUCAUGUUCACAUGGGGUGCAGCAGAACUCUUCUGGGGUCAGAUUUCCUUAAAGAACCAGUUCCCCUCUGAGGUGGUUCCACAGUGAUCCAGAUUCUGAAUUUCCUCAGAACUUGAAGACGUUCAUUUCCAGGUUUGUUCUGUUAAAAUAUGAACUAUUAUUUAUUUCAAAAAGACGUUUGGUUUCUUCAAGAAUUUCACCGUUUUCUAGUUUACUGUUGGAAGUCAGAAAAUAAAAGUUUCAUGAAAGUUUCAUCGCUCUGUCCGUCUGAAGCUGAGACUCCAGUGAAGCACCUGAUGGACGGAGGUCUGCAAACGCACAACCACACACAGAUUCCCUCAUGCUGGUUGGGUCACCAGUGACUGCUGGAGGUUCUGUGGGCGGGAAACUGCAGACGUGCAGCUGGACGCCUCAUCCGGGCGCUGCAGGAAGCGGCGAGGAAGUUUGGCGUCCAGCAGCUUGAUCAUGACCACAGAGGCAGCAGAGCUUCAGAACAAUAUAGACUUUAUUAGUUCACUAAAGUGGAAAUAAAGACUGGCUUCCAAUGAUUCACAAUGCAACAAUCCAGCAUCUGGUUCAUGUACACAGGAAGUGCAUUCUCCCUACAGCUGCAGCAUCUCUCCAAAAUAAAAGCCCACACAGCGCAGCUCCAGUUCCCAAUGAUCCGGAAAGGUCUCAGAGCGCGGCGCCCGGCCAGAGGA
Messenger RNA from Oryzias melastigma (Indian medaka), 5007 nucleotides. RefSeq names its product serine/threonine-protein kinase WNK4. NCBI's taxonomy places the organism in Eukaryota, Metazoa, Chordata, Actinopteri, Beloniformes, Adrianichthyidae. Gene Ontology annotation, biological process: renal sodium ion absorption; protein phosphorylation; positive regulation of potassium ion import across plasma membrane. Gene Ontology annotation, cellular component: cytosol; cytoplasm. The record is from RefSeq and is a predicted model, not a curated record. Gene Ontology annotation, molecular function: chloride channel inhibitor activity; ATP binding; protein serine/threonine kinase activity.